Messenger RNA from Cladocopium goreaui, 357 nucleotides. Lineage: Eukaryota; Dinophyceae; Suessiales; Symbiodiniaceae. The record is from the annotation of a GenBank genome assembly.
AUGGGACCUUACCGAACGCAAAUGCUGAUGGAGGUGAAAAUCACAGUAUCUUCUGGAAAGUGUGACAUCCACAUCCUGGACAUGUCAACAGGAAGUGUGGACAAGAAGACAGGAGAGGUCACCUUCGAUCCUGCGAACAAGGUUGAUCAAAAGGCUGACAACUGCGUCACCUGGAAAGACAACGGCAACGGAGGUCUUGACUUGGUGAACUACAGCUGGUCUCAGUCGACCGUUGGACUUCCAUGGUGGUUUCCACUGCCGGACUCGUUCAUGCAGAAGACGGCGUCAUUUGUGAUUGGCCAGGUAGUCGUGAGCUCAGUCUUGAAGGUUGCUCUGCUCUGCUGCUGUGAUGGUUGA